UUCCUAGGGGAUGAGCAUAGAAAGGGUUACUUAGCAACCAAUUCGUUAUUUAUCCAGAAAAGUCCUUGUGACGUUCGAAACAUAAAAAGCUUUAAAAUAUUCGGAUUCUAAGUUGUUUUAACAAGAUAGUGUCCUUUUGGAAAAAAGACAAGAAUUUACUAACUAACACCAAACGAGGUUGCAAUAAAGAUGGAAAAGUACAAGAUUGUCCCCGACGUAAUAUCCAAAGCGCCCAGUCAAAUUGCCAAGGUAACAUUUCCCAGCGGUGUCACUGCAUCACAAGGUAACCAACUCAAGCCUCGUCAAGUUAAAGCUAUGCCUACAGUUGAAUGGGACGCAGAACCUUCCAAAUUCUACACUAUUUGCAUGACCGAUCCGGAUGCCCCCAGUCGCCGGGAUCCCAAAUUUCGGGAGUGGCAUCAUUGGCUUGUAGGUAACAUACCCGGAAAUAAUAUAACUGAAGGUGAUAUCCUUUCAGAAUAUAUCGGAUCUGCCCCUCCAAAAGGCAGCGGACUUCAUCGUUAUGUGAUUCUUGUCUAUCAGCAGAACGGGAAGAUUAAUUUCAAUUGGAAGAAGUUAGGAAAUAGGAGUGGAAAUGGACGAGGAAAAUUUUCUAUAAGAAAAUUUGCUGAGGAACAUGGCUUAGGAGAUCCGGUUGCUGGGAAUUUUUUCCAAGCCGAAUGGGAUGAUUAUGUAGCAGAGGUCUAUAAGCAGUUACAAGGGUAGACUAGCCCAGUUUAAGGUACCUAGGAUGCCUUUUCGAAAAAAUAGAUGUAUCUGAAUUUAAGGAUAUUUAAAUAAAUUCAGAAAUGAGCAUUCA
Messenger RNA from Hermetia illucens (black soldier fly), 820 nucleotides. Its product is annotated as protein D2-like. NCBI's taxonomy places the organism in Eukaryota, Metazoa, Arthropoda, Insecta, Diptera, Stratiomyidae. The transcript has a single exon. The record is from RefSeq and is a predicted model, not a curated record. Bases 190 to 726 code for a protein of 178 amino acids.